Messenger RNA from Cynocephalus volans (Philippine flying lemur), 2312 nucleotides. RefSeq names its product activating transcription factor 5 (gene ATF5). Lineage: Eukaryota; Metazoa; Chordata; Mammalia; Dermoptera; Cynocephalidae. Gene Ontology annotation, cellular component: nucleus. The coding region runs from base 796 to 1683 and encodes 295 amino acids. Gene Ontology annotation, molecular function: RNA polymerase II transcription regulatory region sequence-specific DNA binding; DNA-binding transcription activator activity, RNA polymerase II-specific. The transcript is spliced from 3 exons. Gene Ontology annotation, biological process: regulation of transcription by RNA polymerase II. The record is from RefSeq and is a predicted model, not a curated record.
UCUCACGGUGGGACGGCAGUUGGGGGAUGAAGAGAUGAAAGUGUGACUGGCAGGAAAUUCGUGAAGCAGAGAAAAGAGAAAUGAACUGGUGUAGGUCUGAAGGAAAAGGAUGAAUCCAGAUCCCCAAAAUCAGAGGGAGGAAAAAGUCCAGGACCUCAGAGUCAAGAGGAAGAAGGAAACCAGAUCCCAGAGUCACAGGCAGGAGAGGAUCCAAUCACUGGGUCACAGGGAGAAGAGGACCCAACCUCAGAGUCAGAGAGAAGGGAGGGUCGGAAGGAGGGAGCCGGAUCCCCAGGUCAAAGGGAAGAGAUGGCCGAAACCCAGGUGUCGGAAGGAGGAGGUCGGAUCCCCGGAUCCCCAAGAGAAGGGGGCCAGGCCACCUCCCGGUUUGGGGCCGCGCGGGGGCGGGGCGCGGAAGGAUACGGACGAACCGUGCUACGCCACCCCGGCUAUAUCUGUCCUCAGUCCCGGGGGCCGCUUCAUUCCCCAUCCUCAGAUCACGAUUUCUCCUCACGCUACUGCUCCGCCACCUCCGCCCGCCAUAGCCCUGCCAUGGCUCUGUAGCCGUGACCUCUUUGUGCCCCCGGCCCGUCUCCGCGCUUACCGCGCCUGUGCUCUUCGCUCACACCUUCUUUCUUCCGCCGAGGCCGCCGCCUCUCCUUUCCACAGCCAUGGAGUCCUCCACUUUCGCCUUGGUGCCUGUCUUCACCCAGCUGAGAAACCACGAGAGUCCACUCCCAGCUGUUGGUGCAGCCUCCUCCAUUGCCAUCAGUGCCCAGCACCUGUGCUACAGCCAUGUCACUCUUGGCGACCCUGGGGCUGGAGCUGGACAAGGCCCUGCUCCCAGCUAGUGGUCUGGGCUGGCUCGUAGACUAUGGAAAACUCCCCCUGGCCCCUGCCCCCCUGGGCCCCUAUGAGGUCCUUGGGGGAGCCCUGGAGGGCGGGCUUCCAGGGGGGGGAGAGCCCCUGGCAGGUGAUGGCUUCUCUGACUGGAUGACUGAGCGAGUCGACUUUACAGCCCUCCUCCCUCUGGAGCCUCCCUUACCCCCAGGUGCCCUCCCUCCACCUUCCCCACCUCCACCUGACCUGGAAGCCAUGGCCUCCCUCCUCAAGAAAGAGCUGGAACAGAUAGAAGACUUCUUCCUUGAUGCCCCAGUCUUUCCACCACCCUCACCACCACCACCACCACCACCACCACCACCACUACCACUACCACCACCAGCACCAGCACCACCACCACCAGCCCCAGCACCAGUACCCUCCCUCCCCCUCUCCACCUUUGACCUCCCCCAGCCCUCUGCCCUGGAUACCCUUGACUUGCUGGCCAUCUACUGCCACAGUGAGGCUGGGCAGAGGGAUGUGGGGUUGGUGCCUAUGCCCCCACCACAGCAGCCCCCUCCUCCUCCACCUCCACCCACUCGCCUGGCACCCUACCCCAACCCUGCUACCACCCGAGGGGACCGCAAGCAAAAAAAGAGAGACCAGAACAAGUCAGCAGCUCUGAGGUACCGCCAGCGGAAGCGGGCAGAGGGUGAAGCCCUGGAGGGCGAGUGCCAGGGGCUGGAGGCAAGGAACCGGGAGCUGAGGGAGAGGGCCGAGUCAGUGGAGCGGGAGAUCCAGUACGUCAAGGACCUGCUCAUCGAAGUGUACAAGGCUCGGAGCCAGAGGACCCGCCACAGCUAGAAGGGUGGGGGCUUUGGGUUCCAGGAGAGCUGGUCUUCAGCUCUGCUCACUUCUGUGUCUAGCGCUGAGGUAGGACAGGUACCUCAGUCAUCCCCCUGCCUCCAGCUUCAUCCCAAAUGUCUCCCUCUCCCUCUUCUUGCUUUUAUUCAUAUUGCCUCUCUUGCCUGUUUCUCGAUUUUGCUCCCCAGAAUCAUGGAAUGUUUGGUCUUAGUCAACAUCUGUACCCCUAAAGUAACAGCUGAAGAGGUGAGGCCCACAGGGAGCAGGGGGAUCUCAGAAACCUGGUCUCUUGAAUUUCAAACCUGAUUUUUUGCAGGUGGUUCUUGGUGGGGGGUGGAGUAGGCAUAGGAUGGAAAAGGGAAGUGAGGCCAGGACUCCAUGCAGAGUGACUAUGCAAAUGAGAAUGUAAGUCAAGGAGGGUUUUGAGGAGGGAUCCCAUAUCAUGUGAGCAAAAAAGUAAGCCAGGCAACCCUAGGGUACUGUGAUUGGUGAGGGAGCCAAAAGGUGGCCAGGUUCAAAGAGCAGGUGGAGCUGCAGGUGAACAAGAGGGAAGGGGCAGGGUAGGGGUGGCCAUAGUUGGGACCAGGUGUUCAUUUUAGCUCUGGGAAGAAAUCAGUGUUUUGUGAAGG